AUGGGCGUGUCUUUCAGGCUGAGCGAGGCGCUGUCGAUAAGUAAUGUCAUUGUGGCAUCUGCAAUCUACCUCGUCACAUUGGUUUUCUAUCGCCUUGUGCUACACCCUCUCGCGCGAUUCCCAGGCCCAAAACUAGCCGCUUCAACACUCUUGUACGAGGCAUAUUAUGAUCUCGUACGCAGCGGUCAGUAUACAUUCAAAAUUGCCGAGUUGCACGAAAAAUAUGGGCCCAUCAUUCGCAUAAGCCCCCACGAGCUUCAUAUAAACGACCCUUCCUAUUUCGAGAAGCUCUACCGUCAUGAUGGACGAUGGGACAAGUAUUCAUGGUCAUAUGAUGGGUUUGUUGCGCCAGGUUCCACGCUUUGCACUGCACCACACGAUUUGCACAAGGUCCGCCGACUUGCGCUCAACAAUUUCUUCUCCAAAGCCAAGGUCAUCGCACGACAGGAUAUUAUCCAGCGAAACGUUGCCAAGCUUUGUGACCGAAUCACAGAGCUAAAUGGUAAUACGUUUGACUUGGGAGCAGCCAUAAGCGCUGUCGCGCGUGACAUUGCAUGCCAAUAUAUCAUCAACAAGACAUAUGGAGCCUUAGAUAAAGAUGAUUUCAAUGUUGCCACGACACAAAUCUUGCAGCAAGGGGGAGUAAUGUGGCGUACCAACAAAUUUAUACCGUGGUUCAACCGAAUGAUGAGAUCGAUACCUCGAGGAUUGUUGGUAAAAACGGCCGACGAAAGCACAAAGGCAUUCUUUGAGUAUCUGGAGGAGAGCGGAGAAGACACGACGAAGCUUCUGAAAGAGGCGGCUACGCCUUCUGUCGAUGAGGCACCCCGCACCAUGGUCCAUGAAAUCUACGACUCCAAACUCCCUGCAUCCGAAAAGACAAUUUUGCGUGUUCAGCCAGACGUGUCAAUGACCACGGGCGCCGGUUUCGAAACAACAUCUGCAGUGCUGCGAUUAAUUGCAUUUCACAUAUAUAGCAACCCUGAAAUCCUUGAUCGCCUGCGGGCCGAACUCGCUACAUUGGCUGUUCCCGCUUCACCGGUAGGUGAAAACAUUGACGCAAAGAUGCUGGAGCAGCUACCUUACCUGACUUCGGUGCUCAUGGAGGGACUACGAUUGAGUCCGGCACUUUCCACGCGCAUGGCACGCAUCGCCCCCGAUAGAGAACUUGUGUACGACAAAUACUGCAUCCCAGCUGGAACGCCAGUCAGCAUGACAGUUAUUUUGAUGCACACAAACAAGGAACUAUAUCCGGAGCCACUGUCCUUUCGGCCUGACAGAUGGAUGGACCUUGAGGCUCGCAAGCGUCUGGAAAAGACGUAUGCCCCAUUCUCAAAGGGUACGAGAAUGUGUCUAGGCCUGCAUCUUGCCUGGGCAGAAAUGUAUCUCGUUAUCGCCGCCCUCGUGCAACGCUUCAACUUUGAAUUGCCAAGCGCCAAAGCAGAAGAUUUCGAAAUGGUGAGUGAUCGGUUCAUCAUUGGAACAAGAGCCGGCGCUACUUUGAAUGCUCGCGUAACCUUGUGCACAUCCUGA
Pestalotiopsis fici W106-1 is the source of this 1533-nucleotide messenger RNA. RefSeq lists its product as uncharacterized. The record is from RefSeq and is a predicted model, not a curated record. Bases 1 to 1533 code for a protein of 510 amino acids. Gene Ontology annotation, molecular function: iron ion binding; monooxygenase activity; heme binding. Lineage: Eukaryota; Fungi; Ascomycota; Sordariomycetes; Amphisphaeriales; Sporocadaceae. The transcript is spliced from 5 exons.